This is a messenger RNA of Varroa destructor (honeybee mite), 8094 nucleotides long. RefSeq lists its product as uncharacterized. NCBI's taxonomy places the organism in Eukaryota, Metazoa, Arthropoda, Arachnida, Mesostigmata, Varroidae. The record is from RefSeq and is a predicted model, not a curated record.
UUGGCGCAAAGGCUCACGGUUUCCCUUUAACUACCGCUAUUAACAUCACCAUUAGCAUCAACGGCACUGUCCAGCGACCCCAUCGGUGCGGCUGGAAAACCUCUCAGCGAGUCUGCGUGCCGGCCACUUAGGCGCCCUUUUUCAGCGGUUUAUCGGCACCGAACAAGCAGACCAAGAGUCAAAGUGGCAUAUCAAUAUAACGGCAUGCAUUUCGACGAGGACUAACUAAGGCAAAUUCAAAAGUCGCAAAAGAUCGGAGCAGCAAACGAAACUCAAAGGAAACCGGAAGGGUAAGCUGAGCGUGCGAUUCUCUCCGACAGAAGUUAAAGCGCUGCUGAUUCCUGGAGAAACUGGAUUAUUGGUACAGUGGAAACUUAACAAGUGUCCAGCAACAUAUAGUUGCUCUAUUAUUGAUGUCAAUAUGUUCACAGGUUGUAACUGAGGAAGUGAUAUUGCCAUAGUGGUCGAUUUUGGGUGUUUGGGGGGCGAAUUUUGUGCUGUGACAUUCUCACUGGUGGCGCUAUGCCAAAAGUGUUGCAAAGGAUCCUCAUUAAAACAAUUCUCGUUUAGCAUGAAGUAGAAAGACUUCAUAUUGACAUGUAGUUCAGGAACAGGAAAGUACACACUUCAUACGCUUCCAGUGCGUCCAAGAUACUUUCGUGUUCCCUGUUGUGUCGCUCUCUAUAUCGUAUCUAGGCAGUGUUCUAAACCAAAAAUUACUCGUGUCUACAUUAAUCAACGCUAGCGACCAAUUUCUCCGCGCUGGAUAGGAGCUUAAACUUAUCGCGUGGGUUAGUUAUCGAGUAACUUUAACUACUGACCAGUGUUUUCGUGAUUGACAAAUGUAUCUGCCACGCGCCAUAGCGUUCAAUGGCUUCCAAGAGCUCGUUCUAUGGGUCUCGAUCGCAGUGGCAAUGGCGAACGUUUCAGACGAAGAUGAUAGCUAUCCUAAGAUUAUUUACCAGGAACGGAUCGAGCCUUCGCUAUUCGUAAGAGAUCCCAAUAGACUCAAUAAUGUCACUAGUAUAAGCAUUUCCCGUGUUAGACCCAGUGCCCGCCGAAAUGAAGAAAUUCACAUUGAAUAUGGUAAAGAGAUAGACAAAAAACUUCGAUGUCGAAAGGCUAAUUUCCAAGGGGGCAAAUGGCUUACAUGGAAGAUGAACCUGCCAGGCACAUUUAAAUGUGGAGAAAAAAACUUUCCUUUAAUGGCCUAUGUAAUUCCGACCAUUGUGGUCGAGGAAGGUCGAUUUUUUAAUGUAAGUUUGGAUUUCCUCAAACUUGAAACUACCUCUGAAUUCAAUUCGUCAAGAUUAAUAAGUCACGACCUGCCAGUUCAACUUCAGUUAUCAUCAUCGGGUAUCAUGUUUUUGUCUGGGCUAUUUGUUAAUCUUAACGGACCAGUAACAAUUGCCACCGAUAUUUCAUCAGUGUAUGAUGAUUAUCGCACGAAAAUUCGCCUACAGGUCACACAGGCGCAGAUAUCUCAGGCUGAUCAGCGCGUGGAUAUUGAAUUGAAUCAUCAUACUCUAACCCUUAAUAGCCAUGCACUACUUUUUAGAUAUCGGCUGAACUCGAUUAUGUGUAUCUCGGAGGUGCUUGCACUGCCAGCUACCGCUCUUCGCCAGAUUAACUUUGACGAGACUACCGAUAGGCAAAAACUCAUUGUGAGUGGUACAUUAAGACCGACAAGAGCAGACGGUGGCGAGCUCCACUUGUGCCGUCACCUGAAUUCCAUCAACCACCAUACGAUCGAUGGUAUUGUUGAAAACAGUACCUCUGAAGCGUGCGCUGGGUUCAUCAUUCGCAAUGUUAGACUUAAUAAUAGAGAGUGUGGUCGCGACAACUUUGAAGAACAAAUGCCCACUACGCUUGAAUACGAUGAGGACCAAGAUACAGAAAACCCACUGCUCAGAAUCUCCCAGGCUGAUGAUUUGACAGAGCAAGGCUUCGACAAUUUCAGAGAGACGACAACGGUGACAUCGACGACGAUAGAGGAACCGCAUUUCGCAGAAAUACCCGAAAGUGUAGCCGCCGAUGAAAAAUCAAAAUAUAACAAGCCAAUUAUCGACAGAACAAUUCCAAAACUGAUAAGUUCCAUGACCACAACUACACAAUGGUCUAACCAGUUUAUGGAGCCUACAACCGCAGCUCCGAUAACAAAAAUGAACAUGUCUACAAUUACGACGCAUCGGUCAACAAAAAAGCCAGUCUCAACAAACAAACCUACGACCACAACAAUUACAACAACAGCCGUUAGCGUACCAUCCCAAACAACGGUCUCAAGUUAUCUGAACAACAUUAUCGACAUCUCAAAAAACGAAAAUAAGAUUUCAGCGUUCGCCUCUGAAAAGCAAUCGGCUGAAGAUUCCCAGAUCACGAAAUCUCCACGAACAAACUCGUUGCGAGUUGGAGUUACAAACAGAGAGCGAGGCUCGAAUAAACAGCUACAAGUGUUGAAAUUUAAUCAACCUGUCGCCAACGCUGGAGAUCCUGUUGGCGAAUAUCGUUUAGAUGGCGCCAGCAAUUCCACUCAUCCAUUUUUGCAGAGCACUGAAGUCUAUGGCAUCACCGCGCUAGCAUCCGUUCCACUCAUUGUAGUAUUCGUUGUCCUAUUCUACAAGAUGGCACAAUGCAAAAGUAAGGGCGGGUAUGACCCUGUUCAGACAAAUUUGAAUGGUCUCUCAGGAGAGCCGAUUUUUAUUGACAGAGCUGAUUCCCCGAUACCAAGACGGGAUAGCAGAUGUUAGCGGGUCUGUGAGUUCAAAACUAUCACCAAUGCCCCUUCAUCAACCUGAAUUUGCUCCGAGUUCUCUGGUGGACAAGGUCUUUUACACAGCUUGCUAUGCCAAGCAUGAUAAUUUACCUCUUCAGCACACUUGACUAAUAAACAAUGACCUUUAAACGUAUUUAGAAUCAUUCUGCUAGGCAAAAAGAGGCUUCAGUAGUUUGAAGUACAACUUACGCAAUUUCAUGUGUCCAACUCGGUCAUUGGGUACUACUGCAAUAAUUUAAACAUAUCCGGUUCCUUUAAAAGGGCUCUGUUCAGGUCGCAUGUCUGCGACUUGCCUGAGAGGUCAUACACUUUUUAUAAAGGCUCUUCAUGCCCUAAUCUUCUUAGGAUCACCAGCAGCUACGCUGAAAGUAAUCAAAGCGAGAAGCGGCUCACGGUGAUGGUCUUACCGGUAAUACGUCUUAAAGAAUUACAGAUUGCAGUUAAGGCAAUAAUUUUGCGUCCCAGUUAAACAAAAAUGUGUAAAACAAAAAUACUUAUCAGACAAAGUACUUUUGUUAAAUAACUCGGAUUAAGGAUGUGAAAAAAGGCCUGAAAGAUCAGUGUAAUACUUGUCUUUUAAAGACAAAGUAGUAGCAGCAGUACCAUGUAGGAGUCCACGUGAAUGUCGCAUUUUUCCAUUUGUAAGGGGAAGACACGAUCUCCACAAAAGCUAAUCAGACUAAAAAAAAAAAAAAUGAAUGGAACAAGCAGCAACAAUCAAAUUUGACAAAAACGUCAAUAGUUUUUAUAUGUCCUAAUAGACGUGAAUCAGCCUAAAAAAAUGUAUAUUGAUCGAUCGAUGGCCAAGUUAGAUCUAUGGAAGUCAUUGAAACCUACCAGCGGCUAUGUGUCACAAAAAUGGAGUGCACAGAAGCCUUGUUGGUGGUAUUUUUGCCCUGCUUGUGAAAGACCGGGGCCUACCUAAAAUCAGAACAAUGUCAAAUGGUCUGAUUAGGUCUCAAGAAAAUGCGAUUAUAAAUCUCGUACGUAUAUAUCAAAACACGAGUUAAUCUUGAAUCUGUACUAGGUAACACAGCAUAAUUAGUGUUCGCGUUUUUAAUACGUUAAUAUAUAUCAACAUUACACUACAUUACUGGACUCCAGUUUGAUUGCUGGAUGUCUUCAUUAAGAAGGUAUAUGAAAAGGCGUUCGAUGUUCCGCAAGAUGUUUGUGGACAUCUCUGUCGUGAGCUCUAUCGAAAGAAGACGCUUUGACAAUCGCUUUGACUAACGAUCAGCACCCACGAGAACACUUAUCCGAUUACUUAGAUUAGUAUAAAAAAAAACUGACCGUAUCGAGUGAAUCAUCUCGCGUCCAUCCCAAUAGAUGACCCGCUUUUGACGCAAACUAUUGAUUGCGUGUAUGUUUUAUUGCUUCUUAAACGUCUACAGACAUGUUUAUAUCACUGGGGUCAACUCCAAUUCCGAUAUCGAACAAGAGCAGCGUUAUAAAUGUUCAGUGUAUCCGAGUGGCGCCAAAUUGUGCAGUGACAACCUUGAAGAGGACGCCCUCUAGCGAACGGUAGAGUAAUCUAGCCUUAUAGCGUUAUGCCGCAUUUACCACCAACAAUGACGAAAAGAACGUGCACAUAUGUUUAUUGUUUUUAUUCGUACGAUAUCAUCAUCACCGUGUUGUGCUAGUAGAGGAAUCAGAUCGUAGAAUAAACAGCUGCGUAUUAUAUCAUCGGUUAGCGUCAAGCGUCGUCGUGCAGUUCUAACCAUCAUAGUAAACCAAAUGUUACCCCCGCGAUAGUAGCAUUUGGUGGGCACUUGUUAAUUUCUGUUCUCCAGAGUAAUCGUAGUAAUAAUGUUGGACCUACACUCCCGAUAGGCAGUAACGACAUUAUCGACUAGUUUAAUUGCUCAGAGCCAAGUAAGUCGCAGGCCGUCGAUGACGAUAAAGUGGAACCAAGAAUAACACUUUUACAACACUUCUACUUAAUCGACGCCGCAAACGUGAGCAGGAAAGAUCGAAAUAGGCCGAAAAGCAUGACUCGUACGUUGAGUAUUUUAUCUACUCAAAGCGCAAAGAACGCCACACUAGCCAAGAGAAGCUGGGAAAAUCUUUUGUAAUGCUCCUUUGGCAAGAAACGGUAGCACUGCGUCGACAACUAUAAAGCCAGCGAAGAAGUAAAAUCACCUAUAUGUCGACUUAUAUAGAAAUCGCUAUUCUAACUAUAAAUUGAUAAUAUAUAGAUGUAUGCGCCCGACGCUUGCCUCUUGAAGUCUCAUGGCCAGUUAUGUUUUCCCUAAGUUGCAUAUAAGUAGAAAAAAAAAAAGAUAAAGCACGUCUUUACGGAUACUUACGCUCAAAAUCGUUUCCAACCUAAAAUUUACUCAGGUAAAACGUGAAGUGAUUUCAUCUUUCGAGAUUCAGCGUUGGGCGCAUACGAAACUGAAUGGAGAACAUUUUAAAGGGGGACUAGACUGGACCCCGUAUGCCCUAACGGAACAUCGGCGGUUUACGCAGACCGAAGACUCUACAUAAUAAUAAUAUCAGAAGUCAUAUAACAAAACGCUAAUAUACCAGCGUUUUGUUAUAUGACUUCUGAUAUUACCACUACUAAUAGCAGUAGCUUAGUCUAGCAAAGGAAGACCGACUUCAAGAUAACAUCAAUAAUUAUUUUAAAGCAAUAGCAGAAUCUUCGUUAUAUGUCCCUGAGGAAUAAUUAUGACUUCCUGCUGAUUGCGCGAGUAUAAACCAUUCAUUGAGCUAAAUCCAAUACGACCUCCAAUCUCGAACGUGUAUGAUCAAAAAAACUCGAAACAUUUUCUCUCUAAUACGUUUUUAUAGCGUGUAGUAAAAAAAAGACACAUAAAUGUUUAGUGUUAUAUUUAUUACAUUAACUAUCACACAAUAUUAAAUAUGUUUUUAUAUAAGAGCAUGGAGGAAGGUUAAGUGAAUGAGUAUGUGAGAGCAGCCUGUAUAGCGUAAAAAUGUCUGGAUGUGAACUUCUCACACAACUUCCUAAUAUGUUUGGGGAACACACAGAACAGAAUAACUAAGUACAUGCCAAGCAACAGAUACAGAGGCUUACAAAAUAGGGUAAUAUUUGAGCAUAUAUAACCGUAUGAACAUGCGCAGUCUACGUAAAUGUCACAGAUAUUCAUUUUUGUCUGGCGUAUUGCAUUCCACACUCUAUAUAUCUAUAUAGAAAUUGUAUUUCCAACAUACUUUUACAUUGCCUCUAAGUUUACUUAUUCAUAUAAACAUUAUACAUACACCCAGGAAGUAGUAUAGACAACAUGGAUGUUUAUGUAUUUAUAGCGAAUAUUUGUGCGUCAAAUCUAGUGUACAUAUUCAAUUUCCUUUUUCUAAAUAUCCACAUAACGUGUACACAAUAAUCUAUUGACUUUGUCGAGGAUUACACUUCAGCGGAAUAUAAAACGGUGAACUUUGGCAAAUUGCAUAGCCGCCGAACUUUCCCCUGGUAAUUCGUUCACACAAAAACGGGGCUCAUUCCGUUUUAAAUGUGACACGGACCAAUGUUAAUGUAUUUACUAGAACGCAACCAGUCAUACGUGUAUGAAAAAAAUAGAUGCUUUUUACUUGCUGUAUUUUCUAUCAAUAUUUAAUGUCGUUUUCAUCGAUUGGAACGAGCCGGUCACAAACAGAUCCAACUCGUUGUAUGUGUAAGCUAUGGUUGCCGGUUAUGUCGCUGUGUUUGACUCUGAAGAACAGAUCAACAAUGAUAUUGUGUGCUAAUAUAACAACAAGCAAAUAAUCGUACCGGAGUGAUUAAUUUCAUAGAGACAAUACUUUUCACAGAAGCAAAAAUUAGGUCUCUUUGUUGCGUAAAGGUCGAUCAAAUAAAAACAAUUGACAUUGGACGGUGUUCAGAUGACUGAAGUUUUUUUUCGUAUUUCGAAAUUUCACCUCACUUGUAAAGUAAUGCGUGUUUAACUCAAGGCAAACUUUUUAACGGCUGCUUUAAAUAUAGUUCUCUGUCAAACACUUGAUAUAGGAAGGCCGUACGGAUCUUAGAAGCAACUUAUUCAACAAAGCAGAUUUCAGCUCUAGUAGUUAGGAUACAAUUUAGAUUAUUAGGUGUGAAAUUCGGUUAAGAAAAAGGCCGCUUUGAUUACGUUUUUGAAAUAUAAACUAAUCGACCCCGUCUCGACUUUGUUUUUCAGAGAAUUAAGUUAUUAUAAUAAGCACGCAAUUCUUCAUUUCAAGCAAGAUUCAACCACUCAUUUUGUAUUUAUAUUGAGACUCUGCAACCGCACGCUAUAAGUCCUAUGACCAAACUACAUACACGAGUAAAAUCAGUAAAGCACGGACAUCCGCAACGAAUCGAGGACUUUCGCGUUUCUCCAUAUCAUUCUUUUUACAUCUGAGGACGACUAAGUGCAUGCAUAGACAUAUAUUGUUCGCACUCCUGCCGUAGCAAGUGCAUAUGUGACUCUUUGUCAGUAUAUGCGAACACUGUACAAGCUGUCCUAUUCUUCAGGGUUGGCUGGAGUGUUUGUUGUACGACUUCACUACUACCGAGCACCACCUAUCACCACAUCGCUUCAAUGUAGAAAACAAGAUAACUUGAAGACAGAGAGAGCAAGCGGAGGUUGACCUGUAGCAGAGCAUCGGAUAUGUACCGAGAGGUGUCAGGAAUAGCCAGGUCAAAUAUAGAUCCUUCCCGCCAAUACCUGCGAACUGGGCGUCCCCAGUGCUUGUCGGCGCAAAGAGGAAGCACGAGUCAGCUACUUAGUCUCCACCAAAGCAGACCCCUUGGACCGGCGGCAAACAGAGCCACCAUCGCCACCCUAUGAGCCCCUGUACUUCUGUCUUUUCCGCACACUCCGACGCCCUCGAUGCCCUCGACCACCCGGGUUCACCAGGUAACUCAGCAGAGGUUUUCUCGUUCCCCUUUCAUAACAAGUAUUUCUGCCACUGCAUCGGCAACCGACGACGCCUUGACCUGAAAGUUUCCCUGAGUUCACGGCUGUGCGAGGCCUAGGUCCUCACCGGACUCCCGGUGACAGUUCUCGAUGGUCAACAUGCACCGAUGGAGUUAGCUCUCCCAUUUUAUGUCGCAAGUUCUCUUGCAGAAAGCACAGCUACAUUGGAUUUUCUGGGGCAGUAUUGCUACCACCGUUAUUUUCUUCUAUAAAUUUAGUAUGAGAACGGACAGUAGAUAAGAACGAUUGUCUGAUUUUUCAUUUUAAGCUAACCGAGAAGACCGUAAGCGGUGAACAUCUAAUCUGUUGUUUUGAGCUGUUUAAUAAAAGCCGACAUAAGAAUCAACUGCACACGAGCCAGAUGUACUGCUUCUGCGGUUGAUUGCAAGAGCUCGAUCAAUAAAGGCGCUCGUAGGAGGUACUUCA